AUGGGACUCGAGUACCGAUCGCUGGACGGCGAUGUGUGCGAUCAGCUGGAGCGGUUCUUUGGCCGCCGCGAUCACUUCGUCGAGGUGAACCCGGGCCGCGUGGUGAUGCCACGCCGGUUUGCCGAGCUCGGUGAUUCCAUCCACACGCUGCCGAUCCGAUCGGACGACGUGUGGCUGAUGUCGUUCCCGCGCGCCGGCUCAACCUGGGCGCAGGAGAUGGUGUGGCUGCUGGGCAACAACCUCGACUACCAGGCCGCCCGCAACCAGCUGCAGCAAGUGCGCACACCCCUGCUGGAGCUAUCGGCCAUAUUCUCCGACGAUCGUAGCGUUGAGGAUACUGUCACCCGGCACGAGCAGAUUGACUCGGUUCAGUGUGUCCACAGGAUGACCGGAAGGCGCUUCGUCAAGUCUCACCUGCCCUGGCAGUUUCAUCCGCGCGAGCUGGACACCGUGCGGCCGAAGAUCAUCUACGUCGUGCGCAACCCGAAGGAUCUGUGCGUGUCCUACUACUACUACUGCCAGCUGAUCCACCGUACCGAGGGCAGUUUCGAGGAGCUGUGUGACAUCUUCCUCAACGAUCGCGCCCCGAUCGGGCCGAUGUGGGCCCAUGCGCUGGCCUUCUGGAAGCGGCGCACGCAGGACAACAUCCUCUUCCUGCGCUACGAGGACAUGAAGCGCAACCUGCCGCGGGUGGUGCGCGAGUGCGCCCAGUUUCUCGACUUUGGCCGCGAGCUGACGGAGGCCGAGGUGCAGCGUUUGUGCGAUCACCUGCAGUUCGACCGGAUGCAGCGCAACCCGGCCGUCAACAUGGAGCCCAUGAUGAAGGACUCGUCCAUCAUACAGGAAGGCGCCAGUGCCACCGGCGGUGGCGUAAAGUUCAUCCGGAAGGGCGAGAUCGGCGAUUGGAAGAAUCACAUGGACGCGAACCUGUCCGCCCGGUUCGAUCGAUGGAUUGAGCAGCACUUCGGCGGCUCCGGGUUGGAGUUUGAGUACGAAUAA
Anopheles cruzii is the source of this 999-nucleotide messenger RNA. RefSeq names its product luciferin sulfotransferase (gene St2). The transcript has 2 exons. Gene Ontology annotation, biological process: sulfation. The record is from RefSeq and is a predicted model, not a curated record. Gene Ontology annotation, cellular component: cytoplasm. Lineage: Eukaryota; Metazoa; Arthropoda; Insecta; Diptera; Culicidae. Bases 1 to 999 code for a protein of 332 amino acids. Gene Ontology annotation, molecular function: sulfotransferase activity.